AUGGCUUCCUCAAUGGCUUGGAGACGACUCGCUUCGGCGCCGUCGCUCUCGCGCGCCUGUUCCGCCCAGUCCAGAGCCUUCUCCUCGACACGACCAGUCGCCCGCGUCAUCUCGAACGGGCCGCUCAGGGCUAAGGAGGCAUCGCCGUUUCUCAGCACAAAGUACCCCGUCAUUGACCACGAGUACGAUGCGCUCGUUGUCGGUGCCGGCGGCGCCGGCCUGCGCGCUGCCUUUGGCCUUGCCGAGGCCGGAUUCAACACGGCCUGCAUCUCCAAGCUCUUCCCCACACGGAGUCACACGGUCGCGGCCCAGGGCGGCAUCAACGCUGCGCUCGGCAACAUGCACGAGGACGACUGGAGGUGGCACAUGUAUGACACGGUCAAGGGCUCCGACUGGCUUGGCGACCAGGAUGCCAUCCACUACAUGACCCGCGAGGCCCCGGCGUCCAUCGUCGAGCUCGAGAACUACGGCUGCCCCUUUUCCAGAACUGAGGACGGCAAGAUCUACCAGCGAGCAUUCGGUGGCCAGUCCCAGAAGUUCGGCAAGGGCGGCCAGGCAUACCGCUGCUGCGCCGCCGCUGAUCGUACCGGCCACGCUCUCUUGCACACUCUCUACGGCCAGUCCCUGAGGCACAACACCAACUACUUUAUCGAGUAUUUCGCCAUUGACCUGAUCAUGGAGGAUGGCGAGUGCCGCGGCGUCUUGGCCUACAACCAGGAGGACGGAACCCUGCACCGCUUCUUGGCCAACCACACAGUCCUCGCCACCGGCGGAUACGGCCGAGCCUACUUCAGCUGCACUUCGGCGCACACGUGCACCGGUGACGGCAUGGCCAUGGUCGCCCGUGCCGGUCUGCCCAACCAGGAUCUCGAGUUCGUGCAGUUCCAUCCCACCGGAAUCUACGGCGCCGGCUGCCUGAUCACCGAGGGUGCCCGCGGUGAGGGUGGCUACUUGUUGAACUCGGAGGGUGAGCGGUUCAUGGAGAGAUAUGCCCCGUCAGCCAAGGAUCUUGCCAGCCGUGACGUCGUUUCGCGCUCCAUGACCUUGGAGAUUCGCGAGGGCCGUGGCGUUGGUGAGGAGAAGGACCACAUCUUCCUCCAGCUUAGCCAUCUUCCCGCCGAGAUCCUGGCUGAGCGUCUGCCCGGUAUCUCGGAGACUGCUGGCAUCUUUUCUGGCGUCGAUGUCACCAAGCAGCCCAUCCCCGUCCUGCCUACUGUCCAUUACAACAUGGGCGGCAUUCCCACGAGAUACACUGGUGAGGUUCUGACGGUCGACGAGCAGGGCAACGACAAGGUUGUCCCGGGUCUGUUCGCCUGCGGUGAGGCUGCUUGCGUGUCGGUUCACGGCGCCAACCGGUUAGGAGCCAACUCUCUGCUUGACUUGGUCGUUUUCGGCCGUGCCGUCUCGCAUACCAUCCGUGACAACUUCACUCCCGGCGCGGCCCUCAAGCCCAUCAGCGCCGACGCUGCCGCUAAUUCGAUCGAGACGCUCGACAAGCUCCGCACUUCAGACGGCCCCAAGCACACCUCCGAGAUUCGUCUGGCCAUGCAAAAGACUAUGCAGAGGGACGUCAGCGUCUUCCGCACCCAAGAGAGUUUAGACGAAGGUGUAACCAAGAUCACCGCCGUCGACGAGUCGUUUUCGCAGGUUGGCAUCAAGGACCGCAGCAUGAUCUGGAACUCGGAUCUGGUGGAGACUCUGGAGCUAAGGAACCUGCUCACUUGCGCAACUCAGACAGCCGUCUCCGCUGCGGCGAGAAAGGAGUCCCGUGGCGCUCACGCCCGCGAGGACUAUCCCGAACGCGACGACAAGGAGUGGAUGAAGCACACGCUCAGCUGGCAGAAGAAGCCGCACGGCAAGAUCGACCUCUCGUAUCGUCGCGUUAUCGGCACGACCCUCGACGAGAACGAGUGCAAGGCUGUCCCGCCGUUCAAGCGUGUGUACUAA
Messenger RNA from Lasiosphaeria miniovina, 1947 nucleotides. Its product is annotated as FAD binding domain-containing protein. The coding region runs from base 1 to 1947 and encodes 648 amino acids. The record is from RefSeq and is a predicted model, not a curated record. Lineage: Eukaryota; Fungi; Ascomycota; Sordariomycetes; Sordariales; Lasiosphaeriaceae. The transcript has 6 exons. Gene Ontology annotation, molecular function: flavin adenine dinucleotide binding; electron transfer activity; succinate dehydrogenase (quinone) activity. Gene Ontology annotation, biological process: mitochondrial electron transport, succinate to ubiquinone; tricarboxylic acid cycle.